AAGAACAGCUCACUCAGUCUUAUCUCGCCCACGUUCUCUGCGGUGCGACCGAAACUGCCUUCCCACGUUUCUCAACAAAAUCUCACGCAAUUCCUCAACCGCCGGCAUCUCUAAUCGAUAUCUCGCUUUCUCUGCAAUCAUUUGGAUCCAAUUUUGCUCAGAUCUCGUCAAUGGCGGCAGUUUCCGGCGCUCUCCUGUUACCGACAUUGUUUGCAUUGGUUUUCUUCACAGACGCUGUCCUUUCCGACCAUUCGCCGUCUCAUCCACCGUCUUUACCUCCGCAACCACCAGCGGACCAAAAACCGCCUUCUCCGACCAGUCCGGCGCCGGCGCCGGCGCCGGCACCGGUACCCGCGCCUUCCCCCGGCGGUUUGUUCUCCUCUCCUCCGGCGCCUCCGGCGCCGGAUCUAUCUCCAACUCCGGAAACUGCGCCAACCGCGCCUCCGACUCCGGUGCCGGCGCCGGCGGACGCUGGAGAAGUCAGACAUGAGAAUCAGUCGUCGAGUGCAGGUGAUUUGAAAACGGAGGGCGGUAGUUCCUCCGGUGGAAUGAGCAGUGGACAGAAGGCAGGAGUGGCGAUCGGAAUCAUCGGCGGCGCGUGCGUUGUAGGCGUCGGCGCGUUUGUGUACACGAAACGGCGACAGAACAUCCAGCGCGCGCAGUACGGAUACGCCGCCCGCCGUGAGCUUCUGUAGAAGUUGAUUCCGUCGUCGGUGCGCUACAGCUACACAGCCUACACUAAAAGAGCAUUCUUGUUUGAUUAUGAUGAAGGAAGAUCUAGAGGAAUUCUUGAUUCAACUAAUGGUUAUACCAUUAGCAUUAGCUUUAGCAUUGGCAACUACCCGUGGGAGAAAGCGUGUUUUGCAUUGGGUGUAUGAGAGAUCAUAAAUUAAUAAUCGAAUCGUGUGUCGGUGCGUAUAUAAUAAUUCUCAUUUGCACUGGUCUUUUUGCAUCCUUCUU
This is a messenger RNA of Andrographis paniculata, 960 nucleotides long. RefSeq names its product anther-specific proline-rich protein APG. The record is from RefSeq and is a predicted model, not a curated record. NCBI's taxonomy places the organism in Eukaryota, Viridiplantae, Streptophyta, Magnoliopsida, Lamiales, Acanthaceae. The transcript is spliced from 2 exons. The coding region runs from base 171 to 695 and encodes 174 amino acids.